This is a messenger RNA of Pistacia vera, 1501 nucleotides long. RefSeq names its product probable LRR receptor-like serine/threonine-protein kinase At1g06840. NCBI's taxonomy places the organism in Eukaryota, Viridiplantae, Streptophyta, Magnoliopsida, Sapindales, Anacardiaceae. The record is from RefSeq and is a predicted model, not a curated record. Bases 110 to 1501 code for a protein of 463 amino acids. The transcript has 8 exons. Gene Ontology annotation, molecular function: protein kinase activity; ATP binding. Gene Ontology annotation, cellular component: membrane. Gene Ontology annotation, biological process: protein phosphorylation.
CGGUCCAUAUGCCAACCUUUUUGAAGCAUACGAGACUCGUUCUCUCAACUUAAGCAUUUAUCAACUAUCAGUUGAUUCAAUUGCUUGGGAGAAAGGACCUCGUCUAAGGAUGUAUUUGAAGCUGUUUCCUCAUGCCAACUCAACUAUGUUUAAUACAAGUGAGGUGCUGCGAAUUAGAGAAAUAUUUACAUCCUGGAGAUUUCCUGGUGAUGACCUAUUUGGACCUUAUGAGCUGCUCAACUUCACUCUCCUGGGACCUUAUGCCAGUAUAAAUCCUGAGACUCAAAGGACAGGUAUUAGUAAAGGUGAUUUGGCAGCAAUUGUAGUAGCAGCAAUUGACAGUGCUGUGGUAAUAUCUGCAGCUGUAACAUUUCUGAUGACAAGAAGACAUGCCAGAAAUCAGCGCUCCCUGUCAAGAAGGCGCAUGUCCACAAAGGUUUCAAUGAAAAUUGAUGGAGUGAAGGGCUUCAAGUUCAAAGAAUUGGCAUCGGCAACUGACAACUUUAACCGCUCAACUCAAGUUGGUCAAGGAGGUUAUGGAAAGGUUUACAAAGGCAUUUUAUCUGACAAUACAGUAGUCGCCAUAAAACGAGCAGAAGAAGGAUCUUUACAGGGCCAAAAUGAAUUCUUGACUGAGAUAAAAUUAUUGUCAAGGUUACAUCAUCGGAACCUGGUUUCUUUGUUGGGCUACUGUGAUGAAGACGAGGAGCAGAUGCUGGUGUAUGAGUUCAUGCCUAAUGGCACAUUGAGAGACUGGCUUUCGGGUAAAGAUAAAGCACUCCAUAAUUUUGGUAUGAGGGUCCGCAUUGCAUUAGAUUCAGCUAAGGGGAUUCUUUACCUCCAUACUGAAGCAAACCCACCUGUGAUCCACCGAGAUAUCAAAGCCAGCAACAUACUUCUUGACUCCAAGUUUAUUGCUAAAGUUGCUGAUUUUGGACUCUCACGACUUGCUCCGGUCCUAGAUGAUGAAGGAACCAUGCCAACUCAUGUUUCCACAAUUGUCAAGGGAACACCAGGCUACCUCGAUCCAGAAUAUUUUCUAACUCACAAGUUGACAGAUAAAAGUGAUGUUUAUAGCCUCGGAGUUGUACUCCUGGAGCUCUUGACGGGUAUGCAACCAAUAUCAGAUGGAAAAAACAUAGUUCGCGAGGUGAAUGUAGCUCGUGAAUCGGGCUUGAUGCUCUCCAUCAUAGACAAUAGAAUGGGGUCUUGCCCAUCUGAAUGCAUCCAGAGGUUUUUAGCUUUGGCCCUCAAUUGUUGCCAUGACAAGACAGAACGACGGCCAUCCAUGUCAGAUGUAGUGAGGGAGCUAGAAACCAUACUGAAGAUGAUACCAGAAACUGAUGCCACAUUUUCUGAAUCCACCUCCAUGCAUUCUAGCAGCAAAUCAGCAUCCGCAUCAGCUUCUUCAUCGUUCAUGACGAGGGAUCAAUAUUUUUCAUCUUAUGGAUCAGGCAGUGACCUUUUGAGUGAUGUCAUUCCCAUAAUCCCACCUCGUUAA